AUGGCUGUGCCUGAAGCUGUCCAGAAGGAAAUCAAGGAUUUGCUGGACCCUGCAAACACUUGUGGGGAGCAUGUGAAGCUGGAGAAGAUCCUGCAGUCCUUGGAGAAAUUUGGCUUAGUAUACAAGGCAGUAGUCUCUCCAAGAGAGAUGCUGUGCCAUCCAGACAACAAAGGGACUUCAAUGCGCAAUGCGCACAAUUGCCAUAUGAAAGGAGAGCAGGUGUUGAAGAGUGGGCUGAACAAAGACCUUUUGCCACCCAAUUCUUUGGGGAUAGAGCUUGCAGUGGGCAGCGCAGACAGGAGAAAGCAAUUGGAGGCCAAUGAGCAGAUGGUUGCCCAGAGCAACAGAAUGCUGGCACCUUUGAGAGGGUGUGAGCGGUUUUUGGGCCUUGCUAGUUCUCAUUUCAACCAGUUUUGCAGAGCUCUUGACCAUGGGUGCCUGAAGGCAGAUGGAACAGAGCUGCACAUGACACCAGACAUGAAGAAUCUGGUGGAGUCUGGCUGGCAGUGGACAAUCUUGAAGGCAGAGGCAGCUGAUAUGUUUCCUGAUUUGCCAGCCUUUUGCUCCAUGGGCAUGAAUGCUCACAACAGCAACACAGUCCUCGGCAAUGAGUUGGAAGUGAUGAUGGAGUUGGCUGCUUUGCACAGAAGUGGGAUGAAAAUGGCAGAUGCAGUUCAAGCUGUUUGCCAGAGCAGCCCUUCAUGCAAAGCAUACAGACAGGAUUGCGCCUACUUCAUGAGACUCUACUCUGGAGGGGAAACCUUCCCCAUGUUGCUCUGGUUGGACAAGUUCUGUAACUUGGUUUGCUUGUUGAAUCAAUCUUUGAUGUACCUGGGAGGUAAAGCUUCUGGUCAUUCUCUUUUAGUGGGGGAAGAGAACAUGAACUUGCUUGCAUACUACAACUUCAAGUUGCCUGGGUGCCAGCUGAACUUUCUUCGCAUCGCACUCCUGGCAACAAUUUUGAGUUCAAAGAGACACCAGGAUGGGAUCUGUAAGUUGGGCUGGCAAUCAUGCCAGAAGGCAGCAGACCUGGCGCUUGGUGAAAUGUGUUUUGGCAGGUUCUGUGUGCGUGUUGCGCUGUAUGCCCUGCAGAAAGAGAAGCGUGCAAGAGAUGGAUUUUGCUUUGAAUCCUUCCAAGCAAUAGUGGAGGAGCUUUCCAUGGAACUUGAAAACAGUGCAGGCGCUCCAACCUCAAGCGCUGUAGACGCCAAAGAUGGUGAAGCUCUCAAAGUGAAGGACUUGGUGCAAGCAGACCCAAAUGAAGUAGCCAUGUUGCAGAAUGACCACAUCAUUGUGGGCAAGAAUUACUUGCACAAGGAUUACAAGGACCAGGUUUUCACCUUGGAGAGCAUAAAGGAUUGCUCUGGUGUCUUCAAGCAUGUUCCUUUGUUUUGUGAUGAAAUCAAGGUUGUUGCCAGCAUUGAAGAGCUGAAGGAUUGGAAAAGAACAAAAAGAGAACGUUGCCAGCUAUGCCCCACUGAGAGUGUGAAAGCUCGACUUCCUGAAGCUUCACCACUAGUAUUGGAUGAGUGGGCCAAGCAGUGCGCAAGCCAUUUGUUGGCAGAGGCUUACAAACAGAACAACAAGGCAAGUCUGGAUAUGGUGGCCUUCACAAGUUUUCCCAAUGGCUUGGUUUCUUUGAAGAAACUGAAGGUGAAGGAGCUGCAGAUUUACCCUGUUGGAACUUUGACCAAGGUCAAAGAACAACACAAGGUAGAUGAGCUUUUGUCCAAGGGUGCAGUGGUUGUCAAGUUCAAAGAAGUAGCCUACCAAGUGCAAGGCUUCAAGGCUUUCAACCCCACCAAGAAGGAAGAGUCAGGGGUAAUGCGUGCAUACUUCUAUAUCAAGGCCAGUGAAGAGAAUGAGGAAGCAAAUCUCAAUGUCAGCUGGAAGACCUACCAGGAUCUACAUAUACCAGUCUUGGAGAACUCCAAGCAGAUCGAGAAGCAGGCUCCCCUCUUGAAAGGGAAAGAGGCUUGUGCAGCACCUCCUGCCAAAAAGGCUAGGAAAACCACUUGA
Molecule: messenger RNA, 2019 nt
Organism: Durusdinium trenchii
Lineage: Eukaryota; Dinophyceae; Suessiales; Symbiodiniaceae
Source: the annotation of a GenBank genome assembly